Messenger RNA from Bactrocera neohumeralis, 2373 nucleotides. Its product is annotated as probable serine/threonine-protein kinase dyrk2. The transcript has 3 exons. NCBI's taxonomy places the organism in Eukaryota, Metazoa, Arthropoda, Insecta, Diptera, Tephritidae. The record is from RefSeq and is a predicted model, not a curated record. Bases 504 to 1775 code for a protein of 423 amino acids.
AAAUUGCCGACUGGCAAUGACAACGUCUUCUAUUUAACAUCAAGGGAUAAAUCCCGAAAUUGCUCAGUCUGUUUUUGUAUACGGGCGUUAAAUGGUCGUUGAGCGGCGGAAGUGCGUCGGCUGGUUUCUUUCUACUUUAUUUUUGUUGGCAAUUUACAAGUGAAUUUGUUUUGCAGAGCAAAUCCAAAGUGCUACGGCUUGAAUUUUCAGCAGCAGUAUUAAAGAAAGCAAAUUAAAAAGAACACCGCACAAAAAGCUUUAAUUUAAAAAUCAUUUUAAGAAUCACAAAUGAUUUUAAAUAAAUUAACAAACAAUUGAAAACACAUGCAGCAACAACAACAAGCACCUAUAAAGUGAAUUUCUGUGUUCGGCAAACGAUUACGCGUCGUGCUCGCAUACAGUCUGAGCUCGCAUAUUGGUAUCUCUGUCUGUGUGUGUGUGUGCGUCGUGUCGCUUAGUUGUGGCUUGUGGCGUAAAAUGCCGCUGUGGGCCACCACUUUUUUAUGAUGGAGACAUUCCUUGUCCUUGGGUUAUGUUUCAUAAUAUACGAAGCGCUGGAUUUCUUUCAAGGAUGCCUGCAUAGUACGUCACCGAAUUCGACCGAUCAAAUCGAGGCCUAUCGCCGCCAAUUGGACGAGCAGCGACAACAGCUGCAGCAAGAGCAAUUCAUAGCGAAUUUGACGCCGCUCUUGGGCGCCCAGCUGUUGGCCGCCACCUCCAGCGUAUCGCUGACGCCGAGCGAUUCCACCGCCAGCAUUAUAAGUGAACAGUUACGCGCACAACAACAACGCGAACAACUCGAACAACAGCUAGAGGGCAGCAUACGCAGCAGCAGCUGCAGCGGCGCACCCAGCAACGCCGGCGACAAUUCGUUGAGUACGCCAGCUUUGCAUAGCAGCGGUUUGGGCAGCACUUUCGGCUCGGCCGCCGGCAGCGGGAGCUUGAGUGUGGCCAGCGGCAAUAGCAGCGGCGCUGCCUUUCGUCCCGCCUACCGUAGCGCCUACGAGUCGCAAGAAUUGUACGCGACUUCGUCACUACCGCGCGACUACUACUUCCUGCAGCAACAACAACAAAAGAAUAAGCAUUCGGCGCGCUCGCUAUUCUCGAAGUUCGGCGCUUCCAAUUCCGAUAAUCGCAUCUUUCCCGAGACCACAGCGGUGCUGGGCGUGCCUGCGGGCGUCAUUACACAACAGCCAGCGGCGAGUGUGGUAAAUCAUUUUGACUGCUUGCCGCCGGCGACGGUGCCUGCCUCGCCUUUGGCUGUGGACUUGAAGCGCGCCAUAUUGAGUAACAAUAAUAAGAAUAGAAACAGCAAUAACAACAACAAAACGUACAACGAACGUAGACGCGCAGCGUGUGCGGUGGAAAGUGUGCUGGUGCAUGGUGUAGCGGUGAUUGCCAGUCCGUCGCGUGAUCCGCCAAAUCCUACUGCAACAACAACAACCACUUCGGUUAAACGUGCAAAUCAACGAAAUCGUAACGCCAACGCGUCGGCAGCACAAACGACUGCGCGCGACAGUGACGGCAGUACAUCGGAUUGUGAAUCGGAUACGAGCGGUGAUUCGUCCGAUUCGUCGGCGUCCGCUUCGGCCGGUUCCGCGUCGCUGGCCUCGUGCGGUGAGGAUAGUGAUCCCGGUUUGGGUGAGGAACGCGAGUUCGGUUUAUCUAAUUCGUGUUCGUCGUCGCAUGCGGACUUUCGGGAAAUCGAAUGUGAGCGCCUAAGACGCAAGUGUGUGAGUGUGAAACGCAUCUAUAGUAUAUCGGAGAAGUUUUGAAAACGUAAAAACAAGUAAAACUCUAAGUGCAAAACAAAAGUUGGUUACUUUGAAGUGUUCAAAAAACAAUUUGGAAAACAGAAUAGAAAAUUAAACUCAAAAUUUUUCGAAAAAUUAUAAAAAAGAAACAUUACUGAAAAAACAACAAUAAAAUCAAAAUAAAUACAUAUGUACAAAAGAAAACAUAUAAUAAUUUUAAUAAGAAAGUCUUGUGGAUGAAUCAAAUGUUGAAAACUUCGGAAAACAAAGCAAAAACAGUUUACGUAAACACUUAUUUAGAAGUGUGAAUAAAAAAACUACAAAAGAAUAAUGAAAUCGUUUUCCAGUAAUCGAGUUCUUAUCGUUGCUAAAAACUGUAUUGAAAGCGAAAAUUUUCAACUAAGACAAGAAACUUAAGAAUGUGUAAAGGUCUGGAGAAAAGUAAACUGCCUGCUAAGUAGGCCAAACUCUUACCAAAACCAACAACGAUCAAGAAAAAGCAUGGAAAAUUAAUUUAAAAAACAGUAAAAUAAAAAUCAAAUGCAACAAUAAAAAACCUAUAAAAAAUCAGCAAAAUAAUUGCCAAAGCAAUUGUGCAUAAAUUUGUAGCAACAACAAU